AUGGCAUCCGGAGGGCGAACAGCCGGCGCAGGAGGAAGGGGAACAGCAGGACGAGAAGGAGGGAGAGGAGGAAGAGGAGGAGGAAAAGGAGGAGGAAGAGGGGGAAGAGGAGGAGGACAAGAAGGGGGAGGAGGAGGAGGGCGUCGCAAGUCAUCGUCGGAUCGCGACCCGUUGACCGCCAAAGUGUCUCCCAAUUUCGGAGGAGGCGCGCUUCCGCCUCCUCCUUCCGCCAGGGAUGUCUCCGCGCUUCCCGCGUCCCUCCGGCGAGUGAUGGCUCUUCGGACGCGCGCGGAACAAGAUGCAUCCGCAGGCCUCAAUCUCCAAGUUUCAAGUCGUCUUGUUGGCACAAGCGCUCGCUCGCCUCCCUACGCCUCUCGCUCUCCCUUUUUCCUCCUGUCCCCUCCUCUCUCGUCCUCGUCCCCCUCCUUCCCCCCCCUCCCCCCUCCUCCCCCCCCCAUCCCCAUCCCUCGUUUCCCCUCCUCUCCCCUGACCGCUCCUCCCUACCGCCCCUUCCUAAUGUUCCUUCCCUUACCCCUUGCGACUCCGCUUCCACCUCCCCUCGUCGCGCUCUCACCCACCCGCGCCACAGGGAAGCGGAAGCGGGGAGGGGAUACAGGAGGCCGCGGAACAGGGGGGGCUGGGGGAAGGGGGAAAGGGCGCGGGGCCGCGGCGAACGGUGGAGCUGAGGGGAAUGCAGCAAGGAAACGAGCGCGCAGGGCGGAGCAAGGGGGAGCGGAAGGCAUGCAACCUCCGCAGCAGAGUAAAGGCCACGCGGGGAAGGGGGAACAGGAUGGGGGAAGUGGCGCGGGGGAACGCGGUGGGAGCAACCAGCGCGCGGGUGUGGCAGGGGGAAGGGGGGGGAAAGCGGGUGUGCGGGGGGGGAAAGGGGGGAGAGGAGGCGAGCGCGGGGGGAAGGGGGGGCAGAAUGUGCCCGGAGUGGGGAGGAAAGAGGAGCAGGAUUUACUGGCGUUUGGGGAAGAGCUGAAGGCGGCUGCUGCUGCUGCUUCCGGGAGCCAGGGGAAGAGGAAAGAGAAGAUGAAGAAGUUCCUGACAGAGCGGCGUGAAGGGUUUGAGCCCUCGACCUGCGUUCUUGCUGCCGCUUCGCCGCUGUCGCAUUCCGCAUGUCGUUCGGCCGUCGCAUUCGCACCGCGCGACAUCUCGUCGCAGAUAAAGCGACAAGAAAGUGGAUUCCCGGAACGCGUGGAGGCAGGGACAUGGAUCAACCCGCGGAAAGAGCGGAGGAUGUUGCGCUACUCCGCGGAAGCAACUGCGGGAAGAGUGGGGGGAAGCGGGGCGGCGGAGACCGACCAUAGGGGAGGGGGAACGCGCCGAGAGGGGAUGCGCGCAGACGGCGUACGGGGGAAGACAGGCGGGGCGGCGCAGGCAGCGGGGGAGGAGCGGAGGGACGCCCGGGGGAGCGGGCGCGAAGAAAGCGAUCGUUCCGAGAAGAAUGCGGGUGGGAGGGGGAAAAGUGAGGCAACGGGGGGGAGCGCGGAGGGACGUGCGGGGAGGAAGCGGAAGAUGACAGUACUGGUUGUGAGUCGACUCAAAGCACGUGUGGUGGCUCUGGAGAGGUUAGAUCUGGGGAAGUUGUUUAUUUUACCUCUCCAGAAAGUGGCUCUUGCCGUCCACUCUUCCUCACUCUCUCCCGAACUCUCCCCCACCCUUUCCCCCCCCAGUCAGGUGUGCGCAGGUGACGUGAUGGGCGACGACCACGCGGCUAGACUGGUGGCGGCACUGCUGGGAAGAGAGAAGGGCUGGCAGGGAGAGGAGGGACGGAAGGGAGCGGAGCAGGGAGAGGAGGAGUGGGAGGUGUACGCAGUGGCAGGGCCUAGGAGCGAAGCAGCGGGUGCCACCCUCUUAGGCAGCAACCACGGCAUGUCGUCCAUAGGGCUCUUUGAGGCCCUGCGCUUCGUGCCGCGCUCGCUGCUGCUCCUUCAAGCCGCCAAACGCUUCGUGCAGCAGCACAAGCCACAUGCGGUGGUGCUAGUGGAUUAUCCGGGUUUCAACAUACCUCUUGCUGACUACAUCCUGAAAAAUCACCCCGCCACGCAGGUCAUCUACUACAUCCCGCCCAACGAGUGGCUCUUCUCCUCGUCCUCCUCCCCUCGCAUCGCCUCCGUUGCUGCCUCUCAUCUCGUCAUCGCCACUUACCCCGACGAGGCUGAGUUCUUCUCAUCAGUGGGAGCUAGAGUGAACCUAUUCGGCCACCCUCUAGUGGACACUGUUGCCCAUGCGCCAAGUCGAAAGCAGGCCCGCGCACAACUCGCAAUCGCCCCGACUGCCAGGGUGGUGGCGCUGCUGCCAGCCUCUCGCCCUCAGGAGACGUCCUUCAUCCUCCCCAUCGUGCUGUCAGCUGCUCGGCUGCUUAACCAACAAAUGCUUGAUGCUAACCGCGAGGCGCCCCUCUGUCUCCUGCCUCUUGCAGACGAGUCUUUGCGAGCUCAGGUGGAGGAGCAACUGAGGGCGUUCAACAUGCACACAUGCUGCCGAGUGCUCGAGCCACAGGAGAGCCUACCAGCCAUGGCAGCAGCUGAUGCAGCCAUCACCAAGUCCGGCAGUGUCACUCUCCAGCUCGCCCUGCUCAAGGUACCUCAAGUGGUCCUCUACUGCCUCUCCCCUGCCACCGCGCUCCUUGCGCGUUUUCUUGUUAAAUUCCGCCACCCCUUCUACUCCCUUGUCAACCUCGUGCUCCUGGAACUGCUUGUUCCGGAAUUUAUCCAAGACAAUGCCACUCCGGAAGCUAUAGCUGGUGCAACAAUGGAGCUGCUUGUGAGUGAAUCCGCUCGCUCACUGCAGCUCGCAGGCUAUGAGAAGCUUCCUUCCCUCCUUGGAAAGCCUGGGGUUUCGCUGCGAGUGGCUCAAUGCAUCAAAGAACAAGCAAGGCUAGGCAACAUGUGA
Messenger RNA from Closterium sp. NIES-65, 2901 nucleotides. The record is from the annotation of a GenBank genome assembly. NCBI's taxonomy places the organism in Eukaryota, Viridiplantae, Streptophyta, Zygnematophyceae, Desmidiales, Closteriaceae.